AUGGGCGUGUGCCAGUCUUGCCUGGGUAUUGGGCGCCGCCCCUCCGAUUCGGCGCGUUCAGAUACUUCGCACCUCCUAGGCGAUUCCUACCAGCCACAAUAUGGGAGCAUCAAUCCCGCAGCCUCGCACAGUGGUCGGCAGAUUGACCCCGAGGAGAUUAGACGCCAACGGGACGCGUUGGAGCGUAUCUGCGCGCAAACUUCCGAUAAGUUAAUCCAUGUCUCACAAGCGACAUACGCCGAAGACGGCUGGAAAAUGAUCUCCGAAUACCAACGGCUCUUCAACGAGCGCUUCCCCCCUCUCAAAACCGAACCCAGUCGACCUUCCUCUGCGGAUGCCACACAAGAAGAAGACGAAGCCACAUGGCUCGGAAAGAUUGUCGGCGACUCAACCGACCCCGAGGGAAGCUGGGAGCGCGUCGAGCCUGUCGAAUCCGGAGCCCUCACCUUCCAGUUUGGUGAGGCCCUUGGUUCAGAUCGGCGACAGUUGCGGUGA
Messenger RNA from Westerdykella ornata, 495 nucleotides. RefSeq lists its product as uncharacterized. Lineage: Eukaryota; Fungi; Ascomycota; Dothideomycetes; Pleosporales; Sporormiaceae. The coding region runs from base 1 to 495 and encodes 164 amino acids. Gene Ontology annotation, cellular component: Ragulator complex; membrane raft; late endosome membrane. The record is from RefSeq and is a predicted model, not a curated record. Gene Ontology annotation, biological process: lysosome organization; cellular response to amino acid stimulus; positive regulation of MAPK cascade. The transcript is spliced from 3 exons.